AAGUGAAUCAGACUUCAAGUCUCUAUCCCGAGAUGACUUAUGUUCCAGGUGGAAACAGCAGGAGGUUUAUGUACAUGCAUUGGAGACUAAGUGCUCAGAGCUCAACUAAUAUCAGAUGGUGACGAGAGGGCGUACAGGAGCGAGAUAUGCUAACUAGUGGAGUGGUGUUGCAGCAACAACCUGGCACUCAACGUCAGUAAGAUGAAAGAGCUGAUUGUGGACUUCAGGAAGGCAAAUGAUGUAAGUGGAUUAAGAGAGUCAGAAGAGAAGCUAAAACAGCAGCAACAUGAGUCAGCCCGAAGGGAGAACAUUCUGCUUAUGCGGCUAGCCACCAAGGAGCAUGAAAUGCAGGAGUGUACGAACCAGAUUCAGUACCUCAAGCAAGUCCAACUGCCCAGUGCUGCACAGCUCCGAAGCACCUUGGUUGAUCCUUCCAUUAACUUGUUUUUCCUUAAAAUGAAGACUGAACUGGAACAGACUAAAGACAAACUGGAACAAGCCCAAAAUGAACUGAGUGCCUGGAAGUUUACACCUGAUAGCCAAACGGGGAAAAAGCUGAUGGCCAAGUGUCGGAUGUUAAUUCAGGAAAACCAGGAACUGGGAAGGCAGCUAUCCCAGGGGCGUAUUGCACAACUGGAAGCUGAGUUGGCUCUUCAGAAGAAAUACAGUGAGGAGCUCAAGAGCAGCCAGGAUGAGCUGAAUGAUUUCAUUAUCCAGUUGGAUGAGGAGGUGGAAGGGAUGCAAAGUACGAUCAUGGUUUUGCAGCAACAGUUGAAAGAGGCACGCCAGCAGUUGGCUCAGCUUCAAGGACAACAGCAGCAUCACCAGGCGCUACCCUCUGGCACCUGUAGGACUCCAGUUCUUGAGCCUUCUGCCCAAGUGGAGACCAUUAGUAAAGACUGCAGCCGAAUAGUCAACGGACCAACUAAUGGUGAUUCUUCGCCGCAAGGGAGAGCAGCAGCUGCUUAUCAAGACAAGACUAAUCUCUACAGGGAAGGAAGCAGCACAGAGGAUGAUUUCCCAUCAUCUCCUGGGAGUGGGAAUAAACUUUCAAACCACAGUGAAGAAAAGCUGGACCGAGCAGGCAGCGGUAGCAUGUAUCAGCUAGGUCCUGGAUAUGAGAGUGUAGACUCCCCUACUGGUAGUGAGAACUCUCUUACUCAGCACUCAAAUGACACAGACUCUAUCAAUGACCCUCAGGAAGAUAAACCACUUCUUGUGAAAGGUACUAGAACUAUGGGUUCCCGCCAUGUUCAAAAUGGGUUGGACUCAGUCAGCACACAGGGGUCAGUUUUGUAACGUUUAACGGGCUUUGUCUGCAGUCUUUUUUAUAUAUUGUCAUUUUAUUUGGCUGACGGCUGUCCAGUGACUGAUAAAGGUAGUGUGUAACUUCUGUUAAAAAUUUCAGCCUUUUGUGUUUUGCUUUCUUGUAAAACUGUUGCUACUGUUCGGUUUUUUUUAAAAAAGCAUCAUAAUUCCGUUGGCUGUUGCUGAAACGAUGUUGAUACAUGUAGACCCAAGUUAUUUUUUUAUAUGAUUUAAUCUGAAUAAAAUGUAUUAUAACAACUUUAACAUGGGAGACAUUGUGUAAAAUUGGGCCUGGUUCAUCUAGAAGUCCAGUGGAAUGUUAUUGGCUUUUUACCCCAAACCAUUAUACAGUCCUGUAACAAGAAAAGGUUGCACCACAAACAUGUGUGAUGAUUAUGUUAGCUUGCCAAAUGCAGUAGUUACUUUUCCAAAGGAAGUUUGGAUGUUGUACUUGGCAUAUUCAAGUUUGGGAAGUCUUGUGUAGUUUGUUAACUACAGUGACAUUUUACACCAUCCAUAUGUGUUGCAUUUUCCCCAGUGAACAUGGCUGUGCUUUUAAAAAAAAGUGUAUAUUGUUACCCAGUUUCUAGGCAAGAGUUGUUUCCUCUGUAAUGCGUAUUCUGUGAAAUCCCCAGAAAUCCCUCACCUGUACUGACCAAACUUAAUAAAGUCUUUUAAUAGUCAA
This is a messenger RNA of Hypanus sabinus (Atlantic stingray), 1993 nucleotides long. RefSeq names its product WT1 associated protein (gene wtap). Gene Ontology annotation, biological process: regulation of alternative mRNA splicing, via spliceosome. Lineage: Eukaryota; Metazoa; Chordata; Chondrichthyes; Myliobatiformes; Dasyatidae. The transcript has 7 exons. The coding region runs from base 202 to 1299 and encodes 365 amino acids. Gene Ontology annotation, cellular component: nucleus. The record is from RefSeq and is a predicted model, not a curated record.